AUGGCCCACAAGAGCACCGGCGCCCAGUCUGAUUGGAGUGCUUCCCAAUACUUGAAAUUUGAAGACGAACGCACUCGGCCUGCUCGGGACCUUCUUUCCAGAGUUACACUUCAAGAUCCUAAAAGCAUCGUCGAUCUCGGCUGCGGGCCGGGUAACUCUACAGCCAUUUUGGAAGAGCGUUAUCCUACCGCCCACAUAGUGGGAAUCGACUCAUCUCCCGAUAUGAUUAAGAAAGCCAAGUCAACUUUACCUCAACGGGAGUUCUCCGUGCAGGGACUAGAGUCUUAUACGCCCUCGGAGUCUGUGGAUCUUUUCUUUUCAAAUGCCGUUUUUCAAUGGCUCAAGGGAGGAGAGCGCUUCGAAAUCAUUAAGAGACUGAUAGGAACUCAGAAAUCUGGCGGGAAUUUUGCUUUUCAAGUUCCUUACAAUCUAUCGGAACCGUCUCAUGUUCUGAUGCGAGAGACUGCAACCAAUGGAUCUUGGGCAAGCACAUUGAGUCACGUUAACCGGGACGAGUUCCAAUCACCCCAGGAGAUAUACGAUCAGCUGAAACCGAUUUGCUCCGAGGUGCAUAUUUUCCAGACAAAUUAUUAUCAUCCUCUCGCUGAUCACAAGUCUGUGAUCGAAUGGGUCAAAGGAACUGGAUUAAGACCUUAUUUGGAUCCACUGACACCGAAAGAGCAAGAGUCAUUCAUGGAAAAUUACUUGGGAUCCCUCGAGAAGGCGUAUCCCAAGUCUGUCGACGGGAAGGUCUUGCUUCGCUAUCCUCGCUUAUUUGUGGUGACCGUUAAAGGAUAG
Messenger RNA from Aspergillus affinis, 798 nucleotides. RefSeq lists its product as uncharacterized. Bases 1 to 798 code for a protein of 265 amino acids. The record is from RefSeq and is a predicted model, not a curated record. The transcript has a single exon. Lineage: Eukaryota; Fungi; Ascomycota; Eurotiomycetes; Eurotiales; Aspergillaceae. Gene Ontology annotation, molecular function: trans-aconitate 2-methyltransferase activity.